CACCACCUGGACACCUGAAGAAGAAGGUAACUACCUCAAAGAGCUUUAGUCACUCUCUGCUUCUACCUUAACCCUCGUGCAGCUCUCCAGGGCAAACCUUACUCAGCUCUGAGCGAUCUUUGCAAGUGGGGCCAAGGAGCCGCCCUGAACCAAAAAAAGAGCAUUAUGUCACCGGAAGCCCAAGUCCAGAGAACCAAAGGACCUCAGCAGCCAUGUCGAAGCCCCACAGUGAAGCUGGUACUGCCUUCAUUCAGACGCAGCAGCUGCAUGCAGCCAUGGCGGACACAUUCCUGGAGCACAUGUGCCGCCUAGACAUCGACUCGCCGCCCAUCACGGCUCGUAACACAGGCAUCAUCUGCACCAUCGGCCCUGCCUCCCGCUCGGUGGAGAUGCUGAAGGAGAUGAUUAAGUCUGGAAUGAAUGUGGCGCGUAUGAACUUCUCCCAUGGAACUCAUGAGUACCAUGCUGAGACCAUCAAGAACGUGCGCACGGCCACGGAAAGCUUUGCUUCAGACCCCAUCCUCUACCGGCCAGUGGCUGUGGCUCUGGACACAAAAGGCCCCGAGAUCCGAACAGGACUCAUCAAGGGCAGUGGCACCGCGGAGGUGGAGCUUAAGAAGGGUGCCACGCUCAAGAUCACAUUGGACAAUGCCUACAUGGACAAGUGCGAUGAGAACAUCCUGUGGCUGGACUAUAAGAACAUCUGCAAGGUGGUGGACGUGGGCAGCAAGAUCUACGUGGAUGAUGGCCUCAUCUCCCUGCAAGUGAAGCAGAAAGGUCCUGACUUCCUGGUGACGGAGGUGGAGAACGGUGGUUUCCUGGGCAGCAAGAAGGGUGUGAACCUGCCUGGGGCCGCUGUGGACCUGCCCGCAGUGUCGGAAAAGGAUAUCCAGGACCUUAAGUUCGGGGUGGAACAGGACGUGGACAUGGUGUUUGCUUCUUUCAUCCGCAAGGCAGCUGACGUGCAUGAAGUCAGAAAGGUUCUGGGUGAGAAAGGGAAGAACAUCAAGAUCAUCAGCAAAAUUGAGAACCAUGAAGGCGUGCGCAGGUUUGACGAGAUCUUGGAGGCCAGUGACGGCAUCAUGGUGGCUCGUGGUGAUCUUGGCAUUGAGAUUCCUGCAGAAAAGGUCUUCCUUGCCCAGAAGAUGAUGAUCGGACGUUGCAACCGUGCAGGGAAGCCAGUCAUCUGUGCCACACAGAUGUUGGAGAGCAUGAUCAAGAAGCCCCGUCCCACUCGCGCGGAGGGCAGUGACGUGGCCAAUGCGGUCCUGGAUGGAGCUGACUGUAUCAUGCUGUCUGGAGAGACCGCCAAGGGUGACUACCCCCUGGAGGCGGUCCGCAUGCAGCACCUGAUAGCUCGUGAGGCUGAGGCAGCCAUGUUCCACCGCAAGCUGUUCGAAGAACUUGUGCGAGCCUCCAGUCACUCCACAGACCUCAUGGAAGCCAUGGCCAUGGGCAGCGUGGAGGCUUCUUAUAAGUGUUUAGCAGCAGCUUUGAUAGUUCUGACGGAGUCUGGCAGGUCUGCUCACCAAGUGGCCAGGUACCGCCCACGCGCCCCCAUCAUUGCCGUGACACGGAAUCAUCAGACGGCCCGUCAGGCCCACCUCUACCGCGGUAUCUUCCCCGUGGUGUGUAAGGACCCUGUCCAAGAGGCCUGGGCUGAGGAUGUAGACCUUCGGGUGAACUUGGCCAUGAAUGUUGGCAAGGCCCGUGGCUUCUUCAAGACUGGAGAUGUGGUCAUUGUGCUGACCGGCUGGCGCCCUGGCUCCGGCUUCACCAACACCAUGCGCGUGGUGCCAGUGCCAUGAAAGCCUGCAGCCGUUCCUCCAGCCACUGUCCCGUCCCGUCCCCCUACCCAUCCAUUAGGCCAGCAAUGCUUGUAGUGCUCCCUGGGGCCUGUAGUAUGGCACUGGUGGGCUGGGACGUUGGUGGAAGAGCUGGAAGAUGACUGGGCACGCCAGAACUCUGCUGCUCAUCAUGUGGCUCUGCCCAUGGCCCCACCCGUUGCACUGUGCGGUUCCUAUAGAAUGCAUCCCCAGGACAACUCCCAAUCCUGGCCUGGGGUCAUGCGCAGACAGCAGGGCCUUAAGGGAAGCUGCAGAUCCGGUUUUGGCAGGUCUGGGCCCCUGACCUCCCCCACUCCCAAGUUGUGUGCAUUGUGCUCACCUGCGUUCCCUUCCCCACUCAGCUGACACCGCCAACAAACACUCCAUCAGCACCUUCCACUUCCCCCACGAGCACGGCCCAUCCAGGCCUGUUGCUGCAGAGCCUGCCUGUGUGUCAAUAAACAGCGGCUGAACA
Messenger RNA from Ochotona curzoniae (black-lipped pika), 2301 nucleotides. RefSeq names its product pyruvate kinase M1/2 (gene PKM). NCBI's taxonomy places the organism in Eukaryota, Metazoa, Chordata, Mammalia, Lagomorpha, Ochotonidae. Gene Ontology annotation, biological process: cellular response to insulin stimulus; glycolytic process. Gene Ontology annotation, molecular function: pyruvate kinase activity; magnesium ion binding; potassium ion binding. Bases 213 to 1808 code for a protein of 531 amino acids. The record is from RefSeq and is a predicted model, not a curated record. The transcript has 11 exons. Gene Ontology annotation, cellular component: cytoplasm.